UUACUUGUAAUUUGUUUUGUUUUGGUAUUUAUGUGGGUUUUUGAUUAACUUUUCAAUUAAAAACGCAGAAUUUCAUUCACUAGAAAUACUAGUGACAUGAUAUUCUAAAAUUGAAAUUUAUUUCUUCAAAAUGACGAGUUCUUAAGAGCUCUCUUUUCAAGGAUUUAAUGCAUACCAUAAGUGACAGGGUUCUGCCCGUAGUAAUUUAUAGAAAAUUGGCCAAAUGAUGGACUCCAUCUCUGGAAGCUGGAGUGAAAUUCUUGAAGAAAUGCUUCCUCGAAAUGAGUGUGACAUCUGCAUUCCUCCAUUAGACAUAGGACCACCUCCACCUCUACCAGCCAAUUUUCAAGAUAAAGCUAUUUUAUCUGGCAGUUGCAAUGUCUGCAGUGUGCUUUCAGAAGUGGAGAUGCGACCAAUACAGGUAACAGAUGCUUCAUUAUUACCGGUUGCAGCAACAUUUGUGGUUGGAAUACUGUUUGUCUUCGUAACUGUAAUAGUACUUCUUUUGAAGAUCAAAAAAUGUCAAGCAUUUAUGCCCCAAGCUGUGUGCUGGAUAUUUCCACGUAAUGUUCUUCCUCACACAGAGCUUGCUCCAAGUUCUCUCCCUAGUCCUUCUCCCAGUAUGGAAAAAUUGAAGGAUUCAGGAAAACGUCAAUGGCACAUGUCCUCUCGCUCAUUGCAAUCUGAAAACAUAUAUGAAGUCUGCUCUCCUCCUUCUCCAGAUUCUCUGUAUGAAGAAGUUGGACCUGGGCCAAGGUCAGAAUGUAGCCCAUAUGGAGUUGUCAUGGUAGAAAAUUCAUUCAAUUCUAAUAUGAAUAAGUCAAGACCCAGCUAUGGCUCAGAUUUGGCCCAAGAUUGCUUGGCUGGAUCUCGUUUCCAGCCUCAUUUAAUGCGCAACAUCAAUUUGCCGAAUUCAAGAUUUUCUACUUUUGGAGGUAGUGCGCAUGGCUUUGUUAACCCUGUAGUUCAGGAUGCACAUGUAACUAGCUCGCAAACCUUGAGAUCGAGUUUUCGACCUAGAAAUUCACCUGGGCCUGGAGGUUAUGUACAAAAACGGGAAUUACCUCCAGUUCCUGGUGAUAACUACUAGGAGAAUGAAAGAGAGUAUUGUUUUAUUAUUAUUAAUUAGUUUAAAAUAUAUAGUAUUUUGAAGUGGACAGCAAAAAUAAAAUUUAUUUAUUAUCUCAUUUGAUCUGCUUAAUAUUUCAUUAAAGAUGGAGAAAAAAAAAUCUUUCAACAAUUUUUUUUCUUAAGUUAUUCCAGUCAAACUUCACUAUAAGGUUUCCAAAGAAAUGAAUUACAAUUCAUUAUUACCGGAAAAUGGUGAAAUUAAAUCAUAAUUAUCUACAAAUAGUUGUAUUUAAUAAUAUUUUCUUGAAAAAUCUCUGUUUAUGUUUAAUGCAAUGUUUUUAAUACAGUUUGCUCCUUUUCAGUUUCAUAUUAAUAUAGUAAUUAUAUUUUAUAUAAUAAGUACAAAUAAUGUGGCCGUACCUUUUCUUCAAAAUAUAUGUAAUUUAUAAAAGAAUGAAUGCUACAUGAAUUUGUCAUUUAUACUUUGAAGGUUUUAAAUGUUUUGGUAGUGAAUUUAAAAAUGAGUGAGAAAAAAGUUCAACUUAAACUUGAAAAGAUGAAUCUGUUUUCUAUAAAUAGUAAUGGUUUGAAUUUUUUUGAAGCAUAUGCUGAGUAUUCUAAAAGUAAUAAAAUUAAAUAUUUACUCAAAGUAUUGGUAAAUAUAAGUUUUUAGAAUAUCAUGCAAAAAAAAAAAUGGAACGACUAAAAAUAAUACGGAUUAAUUAUGUUCAAAAUUUACUGUAAUUGGGGUUUGACUGAAAUUUUUAUAAUAAUAUGGUCUUAUUUUUAUGACAAUUUAUUUCAGAUUUCAUAUUUAUAUAGUUGCAUCAGCAUCUUUGACUGUGUUAGAAUUUGUUAUAUAUUUUUAUGUAUAGAUGUUCCUUUAUAAUCUCAUUUUAUAUUUGUGCUGACUUUAUUGUAAGUUUAUUUAUUUUUCUAUAUGUAUGUUAUUACUAUUUUCUUUUUUUAUGUGUGGUGAGUACUUAAAAGGUUUUUACACUAAACGAGAUAUCUGCUUAGUUGAAUGGCACAUGUAAUGAAUACAUGUUAAACAAUAAAAAUAAAAAUUAGUGAUUGCAGUUAAUGAAAUCUGUAUGCUCAAAUUUCGCUAUUGUGAAUAUACACUUUUUCUAUGCAAAUUAGGAUUUUUUAUGCAUAUGUAUAUGUUGAUGCAUAAAAAUGAAAACUACAUAUUUUGCCUUAAAAGUCUUGAUGUCAGCAGUGUGCAAUAUGUUUAUAUUUUGUGACAAUUUUCAUUAAUAAGAGAAAGAAUGGAAGAUUUACUUCUAUCAGAUACGAAAAAAAUUAUUUCCGUAGUUUUUAUACUUUUAUUGUGAAAUUAAUUAUAAGCUGUGUACUUUGAGAUUAUUCAUAUUGUGUCUUAAAUUAUUUUUGGUGAAUAUUAAACUGAAUAAUAUAGACACAUAUUCUCUGAAUCUGUUAAUGAAAAGUUUCUGCUUGGCAAGAGACGACAUUUCUUUUAAUUACAUCUUUGUAAUUUUAUUUGUGAAAUUAUAACCAUGUUUGAUAUCUUUAAAAUAUUUGAAGAUUUAUUAAGUUAAUACAAUAAAUUUUGAUAAUUCAAUAAAUUUUUGAUUGCAUAAUUUUCACUUAGAAAAUUUUUUAUACGAUGUGGUGGUUAUAUUUUGAAAUGCAAUUGAUUUGAAUUGCUUUUAACCAAAGUCUAUGCUUUUUUUUUUUAAUUUGCUUUUAAAAUAAAAUAUUUUCUUUUCUUUUUCUUAUAGAUUUUGUUUUGCAUAUCCUCAUAUAAUUUCAUUUGAAAUUGGGAUAUGCAUUUUAUAUAUUUAAUAAAACUUUUUUUUAAGUUUAAUUAAUACUGAUAUAUUUCAGAAUUUUAUUUUAUGUUUCAUUCUUUUUCUCCCACCUUUUUAACACCAUACAGAAAUUAUUGCAUUUAAAUACAUUUUGACAUUUUCAAAAUGUCAAAAUAAAGUGAGUUGCAUAAAACAGGUUAAACAUUUUUGUAAGAAAUAAAUUAUAAUUGCUGUUUGUGAAAUGAUUUUCUAGUUGCUCAAACUGCAUUGUUUAUCCCGCCUUAUUUAACUAUGCAAUUUUAAUAACACAUAUUUCUAUUAGAAAUAUUUAUGGUACUUGCAUUUGUAUGCAACCAAUACUUAAGACAUAUACAAUGACACUGGUUAGCACCAGAAACAUGAUUUAUUUUUGUAGUUUAAUACUUAUUUUACUUGUUACUAUAUGCUACUAACAGAAUGGUUAAUAUUUUAUUGUUAUAUAUAUAACAAGUGGCUUUCAUAUUUAACGGUAAUUUUCUGGAUAAUUUCAAUUUUUUUUUUUUUUUAAUGAAUGUUAGAAAAUAAUAGGUUGCUUUGUGAUGAUUGUAAGUGUUGUAUUUUUUUUAAAACAUUGCCUUUUGUCUAAACAAUUUUGUAAAAAUUUGUGAUUGAUACUUAUUUAAACUAUGCAAUUUUACAACAAUGAACUGAAUUUUCUUCUUAGAAAUAAAAAAAUGUUAAAUAUAUAGUAAAUGAUGUUAUUGUCCUGUAUUUUACCUGAUAUGUUGUAGAGUUAUUUUUAUGUUUUUGCCAUUUAAGUGUUUAAUUUUACUUUCAUUUCCUAGCUUAAUGUUGAAUGUUUUUAAUUGUUAUUUAUUAAUAUAUACUACACUAGCUUUGCAAACUUCUAAACAUUUUUAUUGACAUUGAAGUUUAUAGUAAUCAAUUUCAGUUUAUGUAUCAAAAAUUGUAGCAUUUGAUGUAUAGUAUUUGAUUAAAUUAAAAUGUCUGUUGUAAAUGUCAUGAAAAGUUUUUAAAAUCUUUUUUGUAAUAUAUGUCACAACUGCCAUGCUGUUUGCUUUUGGAUUCCAAUGCAUUUAAUUAAUUGUGCCAAACAUUAAAAGUGAAGCAGUGAACAUUGUUUUUCAUUGCUGCUGUAUAAUUAAUUAGAUUUAUAAUCUUGUAUUAAAAGGUAUUAUUUUGAUUUUUGUAAUUUUAUGAAGUUCUGCAAGAUACUGAAUUAGCACAGUAUAAAGCAGAAAUUUACAUCUGAAAUCACAAAAUUUUAAAUGUGUUUGACUCUUUUGUCAUCAUUUUCACAAUAAAUUUUUUUAUUGCUGCGAUUUAUCUUGCAUGCAAAUAUGAUUUUGACCUCAUUAUUAUUGAUUUGAUAUUAUUUAUUUCUAAAUUGUGUUUUAAAUUAUAGAAGCUCUCUCUUUCCUAUUAAGAGUGUUAUUAGAUGUCAGGUUUAUGCAUUUGUAGAAAUGAGAUCUUUGUCAUUAAAUGUGUGCUUUGAUAUUGGUAAAGUCUGUAGAUUAGUAUAUCCAAUAUGUAGUUAACGCAUAAUGCUUUUAUAUCUAAAAUAGAUUUUUAGAAUGCAGUUUUAUCACAUUACUCCAAAUUCAAUUAAUAUUUAAAAAUGAAUUCCCAUUUUCUGCAUAUAAAAGCCAUAUAUGUAUAUAUAUUCCAAAUUAUUAGUUAUGCUAUUUUUGAAACAAUUACUUUGGGAAAAAAAAAUAUUACUUUUUAAUUAUUUGUUUUUAUUACAAUCAAUUGUGCUUUCAUUUUCAAAAAGCACCUUAUCUUUAUCAACAAUAUAUUUAUCCCCAUUUUAUUUGAAACAGUUUAGUGAUUGAAGAUCUACAUUCAGUUUACAAUAAAUCUUAUUAAAAUAAAAUAGUUAUAAACAAAUCAUAUAACUGUUUAUACUGAAUUUCUGUUUUAUAUAAAUUUAAUUGUCAGAGUGUAAAGAUAUUACUCUUGCUGCCAAAUAAAGUGUUAAAUGAAUUAUCGCGUUUUAUCAAAAACGGGUCAUUUUACUUUGAAAAUAGUUAUUCUAAUUUACUAAUUCCUAAUUUGCUUUAUAACGUUUAUUUUUAAAAAUAUUUUCAUUUAGUAUAGUCAAUUUUAUAUUAUGUUUUUGUUUGGAAACAUUCUGUCAAUAAUAUUUUUAUAUUUUCUUUAUGGCAAAAUGCUAGCAAGUUAUAUAUUUCUAAAAAUUCUACAUAAAAGUUUCUUUUUAAUUGAUUCACUGUAAAGGGUUUACUGUUUUUAUUAUUGUGUAUUUUGUAAAUAUUUAUUUUUAUAUAAUUACUUUUUGAAGUUGUUGUUUUGUAUUUUAUUGAUUGCUGCUUCUGCACUGGAGCUGAGGUUUCCACCUGUAGUUAUCUAUGCAAUGUAUUUCUGGUGACAUUAUAAAAGCCAAAUAAUCUAGUCAAUUUUUUUUAGUGCUUGGUGUCCUAACUAUUGUAAAUGCUUGCAUGUUUAUUCUUUGUCACUUUUCACUACUUAUGCUGUAUUUUUAUGAUAAAUAAAAUAGAUAGAAGCUAA
Molecule: messenger RNA, 5375 nt
Organism: Argiope bruennichi
Lineage: Eukaryota; Metazoa; Arthropoda; Arachnida; Araneae; Araneidae
Exons: 5
Coding region: 224-1090 (288 amino acids)
Source: RefSeq, a predicted model, not a curated record